UUGGAGAGGGCGGGGGAUCGAUGGGCGGGGGUUGGAGCCGUCGCGCAGGGAUUUGAUGUUUUCUUGGUCCAGGGGCAAAGAAAGGAAACAGCAGCAAGCAUUUGUUGGUCCCACGCGCUCCCAAGUCCCAACACAACCUCCCAACCCUCUCUCGUAUUUGUUUGUUGUUGAAUCCUCGGCGGUAGUAGUGUAGUACUACUAGGCUAGGCCCCCUCGCCCCCAGGAAGUCUUUCUGUUUCAUUAUCGCCGCCCCAUCUCCGUCCGUCACAAGAGCAUAUUUUCGGAGGAAUAGGGAGAGGAAGACGGCGGGCGGAGAAGGGAGUAGAAGACGACGAUGCCGCCCGCCAUGACCGCCAUCGCUCUUCACGGGCUUCUCGAGCCCAGCAGCUCAUCAUCAUCAUCAUCAUCAUCAUCAUCCCUCAGCCGACGACGCGAGGACGACGUGGAGCAGCAAAGGGCGCACUGCGUCUCCCCCGCUCCCUCUCCGCCCUACGCUCUCAAAUUCAAAGGGCCCCGCGAUGAUGAUGCAGCGGCGAAGGCGAAGGCGAAGGCGAAGACAAAGGAUAGAGGGUUCGACGCCUUGCGAGCAGAGUGGCGGCGGCGCGAGGCCGAUGUCGCUGGUGAUUGUGAUGAGGAUGUGGGUUUCUUCGAUCCCCCGGAGAUGCCGAGCUGCAGCAGCAGCAGCAGCAGCAGCAGCAGCAGCAGCAGCGCGGGGUUUGGGGAUCGUUUGCCGCGGUCGCCGCCGCUGCUCAGCCAGAGCGAGUUCUUCGAUGCUUGCGAAGAUUUCUUCUCUGACGGUUCUCCUUCUCAAUCCUCCUCUUCUGUUGGAAGAGAUCUUGAAACUGAAUUGCAUAGUCUAAGUCUUAAUCUUCGCGAAGAAACAGAGAAACGAAGGCUAGCGGAGGAGGAUCUUCUCCAUAUGCAAAACCACUGGCAAAAUAUGGCAAAGUCUCUCUCUCAGUUAGGUUUAUCGUUUCCUUUGGAUUGCCAUUCUGUCAAUGCCCAACUUGAGACAGACAGUGCUGCACUUUGCCAGGAGGUUAUAGUUUUGAAGGCUGUUUCUGAAGCUAUUGAGAGGAGUUUGACACAGGCUGAAUCUGAAGCAGUUAUAAAUGAAAUUAUCAAUUCAAAGAACCAUGGAAUUUCACGCUUGCGAGAUCGACUACUGUAUUAUGAAACUGUCAAUCAUGAAAUGACCCAGAGGAAUCAAGAAAUCAGAGGAUUGGCUCGCCAAAGACGGCUGAGAAGAAAGAGAAAGUGGAAGUUAAUAUGGAGCUGCAUUGGCCUGUCUUUUACUGUCGGUGCUUCUCUUCUCGCUCGCUCAUAUUUAACCGACUCCAGUACUAAUGACUCCGUCACAACCAGCUCUGCUGCUGCUGCUGCUGCUACUCCUGACGCUCUGGAGCAAGCGGCAUAGUUAGGCUAUUGGUUGAUUCACCGAAAUGAAAAAGUUUUGUUUGUUUUCCAAGUUAGAUGUUAUGAAAUUUGGUCUUCUCUCGUGGACUUGUACUUCUUCCAGGAGGAAAAUUUUGUUUUCAACUCAUUAUUGAUUUGCGGGUUAGUGUGGCUAACUCAUUAUUCUGUUAAUAGGAGAUCUCUCUAUAUCUAAAUAUCAUGGGGUAAUUGGCAUUUUCAA
Messenger RNA from Ananas comosus (pineapple), 1636 nucleotides. RefSeq lists its product as uncharacterized. The transcript is spliced from 3 exons. Bases 335 to 1417 code for a protein of 360 amino acids. The record is from RefSeq and is a predicted model, not a curated record. NCBI's taxonomy places the organism in Eukaryota, Viridiplantae, Streptophyta, Magnoliopsida, Poales, Bromeliaceae.